Molecule: messenger RNA, 1482 nt
Organism: Fusarium pseudograminearum CS3096
Lineage: Eukaryota; Fungi; Ascomycota; Sordariomycetes; Hypocreales; Nectriaceae
Exons: 2
Coding region: 1-1482 (493 amino acids)
Source: RefSeq, a predicted model, not a curated record
AUGGCUGGGCCAACUCAAGAGGAGAAAGGGGCCGAGAUCGUGCGGAAGAUCAACGCGAGAUUAAACCCUCGGGAGAUUGAUUUCAGUGUCGACGCCUGCAGCACUAUCCCGGUCAAUCAAAUCACCUCUCUAAGUGCCCUAGCGUUUAGCGAAAACAUAGUUGCCGAAAUCUUUCGUGAAGCCGGGAUACCAGACGACGAAGCUACCCAGAGCUGCUGGAACGCGAUGGCGGAAAUAAUCAUGCCAAGGAGCCUACUCCAAAUAAAAGAACUCCAAUACCAUAUCGAGUGGGGCAAUGUCGUCCACAAACUCAACAUCAUGAGAUCAAUCCGCGAAGUGACUGGUAUGCCUGCCUGCAUGGGGGCACAAUACCUAACGGUCGUCAUUGCCGCUGUUGUGUAUCGCAAAAUCCAACCAGAGCGACUAUGGUCAACCAAGAGAAAGAAAGACUUUGUUGAAUUCUUCGGCAAUCUCAGCGGAAUGCAGUGGCUACCUAUCGCUAUCCAAGUCUACGAACGAGUACAAGACCGCGCAUUCGCCAUUGAAUUGGACGAUCGAGCAACUGAGCCCAAGGUUCGUCAUGAACUUAUACACGGCAAGAUAUUUAUAAUUGUCACGACCAAGAAGCCACAGACAAACAUUUACGAGGCAGCGAUGCAAGCAGUUACUGGCCGGAUGAUCAGAGACAUCGAUGUCAGUAACAACCCCGACCCGAACACCAAUAAUCAACCACCACAGUCAACUGAGGCGGUUGAACCUUACUCAACGGGGCAGCCUCGGGAGUCUAUCGAGACAGACGAACCUGAUUCUUCUUCAUCUGACCAGUCUGAGGCGAUGGAAAUAUGUGACGGCUCUUCCUCACCAGGGCAAUCUCAACAUCCGACUGACAGGGAGGAAUGUAAAGAUACUGUGCCAGGCCGACCACUUGAUGAAAAUGUGUCGGCUAAGUCUGGUUCUGCCUCUAAGGAGCCCAUUGGAAAGUCUGAGCCUGACGAAGUCCCUAUGGGAUCAAUUGCGUCCGUCAUUGUGGAGGACAGUCCAGAGACCGAGCCCCAACAGCACCAGAGCCUCGAACCUCACACACCUGACUCAAAGACACUCCGCGGCCAUGCUCGUCAGAUGAAGGCUUUAGGCAAGCGCCUGCCUAGCCCCGAUCAGAGGUUUGUCAAGAGGGUGCGACGAGAUAUACGACAGUUUGCCAAGCUUUCAGACCAGAAGGAAGAAGAAAUGGUACUCGAGCGCGAAUCAAUGCGCUCUAGAAAUCCACCUUCAAGUGAACAUGCCCCCCAGGCAAGAAGCAUCGAUCUUUUCGGUCGUUACAAGAUGCUCUGGAAAGGCAUUCUCCGAGAGAAUGGCUCCAUCCCAGAAAGCCUUCGAGAGCUAGUUCGUCACGACUGCGACUCAAACCAGCUUUUCUAUCUUGAGGAGACAGAGGCAGAUUUUCUGGCGGCAAACGCCAUGCGAAACGAGAACGGACAGUGA